AUGACAGAAGCCAAUACAUCGCCUGGCACUCCGGAUGUGGCAGAGGACAGCAAUGGAGGCACCACAGUGCAUGCAGAAGACGGUUCAACAAAUGUCAGGCACUCGACUCGAUUCUGGGCCGUUGUCUGUUCCUUGUCAUUCACAGCCCUGUGUUCCUCCAUCGAGGGCACAAUUAUCACCAGCGCCCUGCCUACGAUCACGAAGGAUCUCGGCGGCGGCAAUGAUUUUCUGUGGGUCCCGAACGGCUACUUCCUGGCCACCAUCGUGAUGCUGCCGCUCAUGGCCCAAGCCAGCAAUGUGUUUGGUCGACGGUGGCUCACACUAAUGGCCGUUGCACUGUUUACCCUGGGUAGCGGAAUUUGCGGUGGCGCAUACUCGCAGGCCAUGCUCGUCGGCGGACGCGUGAUCCAAGGGCUUGGUGGCGGGGGCACGGGUCUUAUGAUUAAUGUUGUCCUCACUGACCUGGUACCGCUCCGCGAGCGAGGAAAGUACAUGGCUAUCGUGCAGGUGGUGUCUGCCGUUGGCGCGGCCUUGGGUCCUUUCCUCGGCGGCCUUCUUACGGAGCGAAGCACCUGGCGUUGGGUAUUUUACAUCAAUGUACCUAUAGGCGGGUGCUCCCUAGCUGGCCUCUUCUUCUUGCUGCGCGUGGCACAGCCGCCAGUGAAGAGCUGGAAAGAAUCACUUGCCCGCAUCGACUUUUUCGGCAACGCCAUGUUCAUGGCCUCGACUGUCUCGGUCCUCAUUGGCGUCACUUGGGGUGGCGCCGUUUACGAGUGGCGCUCAUAUCAGGUGCUUGUUCCGCUACUGCUUGGGUUCUGUGGCUAUGGGCUAUUUCUAGUCUAUGAGUGGACCGUCGCCAGGCAUCCCUCACUGCCCCGAGCCGUCAUCAUGGAACGCACGUCGGCCACUGUACUUGCCGUCACAUUCAUUACAACACUUUGCACAUACUGGGCCUUCUACUUUAUGCCCAUAUAUUUCCAGGGGGUCUUGAGGAAAUCUGCAUUUUGGUCCGGCGUGGACGCACUCCCCCUCUUCGCUGGGCGAUCAUCGGCGGUACCCCUCCUCGACCGGAAUUCGAGCACGGCCGCGUGGGCCUGUUUCCAACUCCUAUGUGCUAUUGGCUCCGGCCUGAUGAUCGCCAUCCUCCUCCCAGCAAUGCAAGCGCCGUUGGACGAGGAUCUCGUCGCCCGUUCCACUGGCGUCUGGGCUUUCGUUAGGGGGUUCUCCAGCGUCUGGGCCGUGACCAUCCCAGCGGCCAUCUUCGCCAAUGAGUGCCACCUCAAGUCCAGUACCUUGACCGAUCAGAGUCUGGCCCCAUAUCUGGAGGGUGGCAAAGCAUACCAGUAUGCUACCCAGAGCUUCCUGGACGGCAUUGAGGACCCAGGGUCCCGGGAUGAGAUAAUCAACAUAUUCAGCUCUUCGAUACGCACUGUUUGGUACGCUGGCACUGCCUUUGCCGGCCUGGGCUGGCUCUUGGUCUGGCUCGAGAAGGAGGUCGCUCUUCGGUCCAAACUGAACACCAAGUACGGAUUAGAGGAAAAGACGACGGUAACGAAGCACGUGGAGGCUGAGGAGGGUACCACAUCUGGUGCCCAGACCAAAGAAAGCGUCGACCCCAGCUGA
Messenger RNA from Neoarthrinium moseri, 1623 nucleotides. RefSeq lists its product as uncharacterized. Gene Ontology annotation, biological process: transmembrane transport. Gene Ontology annotation, molecular function: transmembrane transporter activity. Lineage: Eukaryota; Fungi; Ascomycota; Sordariomycetes; Amphisphaeriales; Apiosporaceae. The coding region runs from base 1 to 1623 and encodes 540 amino acids. The record is from RefSeq and is a predicted model, not a curated record. The transcript has 5 exons.